AAAAAACGAACGUUCUGGACACUUUGGAUCGAUUUCUAGGGUUCUCAAACACUGCCAUUUUCAAAUUGGAACCCCAGAUUAAGGUUUUCAGAGAAUUCGGGAAUUCAUUCAUCUGAUAGGAGCAAUCGACGAUGGGGAAGAUUCCCGUGAAGGUAAAGGCUGUGACCUACGCCCUAUCUCCGUUCCAACAGAAGGUGAUGCCUGGUCUCUGGAAGGACUUCACCCAUAAGAUUACUCACAAAGUCACCGAGAACUGGAUUGGCGCCGUCCUCCUCGUCGGCCCGGUUGCCGGCGUCUACACGUAUGUCCAGAAUUACCAGGAAAAGGAAAAGUUGCACCACAGGUACUAAAGUCACAGGUUGAGUGAGGAAGAAUAAUGGGUGUUGUAGUGAAAGUGAAGAUGAAUUUGUAUCUCUUGCUUUCUAGAGUUCUUUGUGGUGAUGGAUGCAUAUAUAUAAUGGUGGUGUUAGUUUGCAGAUAUUAAAACUGUUUUUCCCUCUUAAUUUCCUUCUGACUGUGAUAUAUUUUGUUCAUUAAUUACUCUGUCAUACCC
Molecule: messenger RNA, 553 nt
Organism: Cynara cardunculus var. scolymus (artichoke)
Lineage: Eukaryota; Viridiplantae; Streptophyta; Magnoliopsida; Asterales; Asteraceae
Product: cytochrome b-c1 complex subunit 8-like
Exons: 2
Coding region: 132-350 (72 amino acids)
Biological process (GO): mitochondrial electron transport, ubiquinol to cytochrome c
Source: RefSeq, a predicted model, not a curated record